AUGCCACCAAAAAAUGAAAACAGAGAACUUCUCAUUGCUGAGGCCUUGAAGCUUGCAAACAUGGGAACCCUGUCAAUCAGAAAAUCUGCACAAACUUUUGGAUUAUGCCCAUCGACUUUAACUCGAAGGCAUCACGGGGCGUCAACUUCCAAAAAAUCCCAUGCACGGUUUCAAAAGCUUGACCCGAAACAAGAAAAUGAAUUAGCCCAAAGAAUACGUGCUAGGGCACGUAUCGGUCAGCCCCUCAUUAACUCGAUUCUCCGACAAUUGGCUUUCAACGCUCUGCAUCAAAACUCCCCCAAUGCUACUUUGGGGAACCACUGGACAGAAUCCUUUUUGAGACGGUACCCUGACCUGAAAAUCACUAAAGCAAAAGACUUUGAACCUACACUCAGAGACUCAGCGGACCCGGCUGCGGUCAGAAAGUUUCAGAACAUGUAUCUUUCUCGGAAAAUUCAAAAUAUCAAACCUGAAAACAUUUACAAUGUUGAUGAAACUAGCUUUGAUGAGUCCAAUUUUCAAAAUUUACAUGUUUUUAUCCCUCAAGAAACUAAAAGCUAUUUGAAAGUAUAUAGUGGUCGCAAGUGGAUCACCGUAAUUGAGUGUGUCCGUGCAGACGGUACUACCAUACCUCCCUUUUUUAUUUUUGCAGAUGAAAAUACUCCAGAAUCUUGGAUAGACAGCGUCUUCGAUUCCAAAAAGCAAACAGAAACCUGGGGUGGUGGCUUCACUAAGAAGGGCUGGGUCGAACGAACUUCCUUCACAGAAUGGGCUAAAACAAUAUUUUUCCCAAACACUGUGCCACUCAAUCCUUCAGAGCCUCGCUUAUUAUUCUUAGACGGCCAUCCAGCACACCGAAACCCAGAGUUUCUUAAACUUUGCUUUGAUAAUAAUACAUUUGUUUUGUUUUUACCUCCUCAAUCUUCUCAUUUUUUACAACCUCUUGACGUGGCAGGUUUCCCACACUUGAAAAAAUUGUUGGCCCAAAAUAUUGAAAUUAACCCUCCACUAUUUAGCGAAUCUUUGAAACAAAGAGCAGAUUUUAUUGACCGAUACUGUGAUGUUCGCCCUCAAGCAUUUUCAAAGGAAAUUGUAGACUUUGGUUGGUAUCAAACUGGUUUAUGGCCUUUUCAAAGAAUCGAUUUCCCUGAAUGCGUGAUGAGGCUUACUGAAAUAAAUAGCGAUUACGAAAAUGCAAAAAAAGGGGAAAACAUGGAGUACACUUGGAAACCAGCACCUUUGCCACACUCUUUACCCGAGAAACCAACUCCUCAAACUACCUCUCAGGAGAGUCAAAAUGAGCCGAGGUAUAUGGUACUUGGCGUUGAGCUGACUUAUGCAAACUACUCAAACCCGCAGCAGCAUGCUCAAGAGCUUGCGCAAUACGUAGGACAAAAAAAUGGGUACUCUUUCAAUACAGAAACCUCUCUGAGGCAUAGUGAUUGCAAUUGA
Molecule: messenger RNA, 1452 nt
Organism: Magnusiomyces paraingens
Lineage: Eukaryota; Fungi; Ascomycota; Dipodascomycetes; Dipodascales; Dipodascaceae
Exons: 1
Coding region: 1-1452 (483 amino acids)
Cellular component (GO): nucleus
Molecular function (GO): DNA binding
Source: RefSeq, a predicted model, not a curated record